AAUCAUGUUUGCUUCUUGGACUAGUCUCGAGCGUUCGGUUUUCCUGACGCUUCUGUUGUUUCUUAAAGUUACUUCCUCAACUCAUGGACGGACUGAAAUAUUAAUAGGAGCAGUCUUCUCUAAAGAGACUGGCGCGAACGGAACUGAAGAAGAAGCUCUUAAACUUGCCAUUGAGUAUAUAAAUGAUGACAAUGAAACGUACGCGGGUAUUGAAUUGAAAGCCUUGGUUAAAUAUUCGGAUCCGAUGGACGAUUUUCAAAAUAUCGAGCAAGUCAACAGUUUGCUGAGCAGUAACAUAUCAAUUCUUAUUGGUCCAAUGGAAACGUCUGCCGUAAUUGCCACCCACCCUCUGUGUAGCAGAGCAAGUGUCCCUCAGAUAGCUCCGCUGACCAGUCUAGAAAUCAUUUCCGAAGGUGAUAGUGGUUUGAACUACUUAUUGCGCAUGAGCCCCACAGAGAAGCUGAAAGCCAAAGCGAUAGCAGAGAUAAUUAAGAGGUACAAAUGGGAAACGAUGGCUGUGCUAGGAUAUCAAAACAAAGAAGCUCCUGAAGGUCACUCCAGCUUUCGUUUGAUCGCCAAUGGAAACGAAUGGAAUAUGGUUAAGGAAACUCUUAUCUCACCUGAUAAAGAUGGUAGACAAGGAGAUCUGGGUUCGGCAUUAAUGGAUAUUCGAUAUUUGAAAGAUUCUCAAAGCACUCGGCUUGCGGUCAUGUUCUUUCCUGCGUGGGCUGUGGAAAAAUUUAUGAAGCAGGUAAAAAAACAACUGCAAACAGAAAUGGGCAACUGGACAUGGAUAUUUUCAAACUUUGGGAAUCGUAAGGAAGACCUCCUCGGCAGUGACUCUGGUGAUAUACCAGAUACCAUGCAAGGACUGCUCGGCAUCAGACCGACCGUGGGUAAAGGUGCCCGCUUUGAAAAGUUCAAAAAUGCAUGGCAGCAGUUGAUCCCGGGAAAAGAAAUAUCGGUAUCUGUUGGUCGAGUUUAUGACUCUGUGUUAGUGGCCGCAGAGGGAAUCAAGAUAGCCCUCCGAAAUGGAGUAGCUUUACCGAGCAAUCAAACUUACCGGGGAUUUUGCAGCAGCUCGGACAAGCAGGAAGAAAACACCAGUGGAGAAGAACUAGCCAAAUAUUUGAACGAGGUAGAGGUUGAAGGUGUCAUGGGUAAAAUCCAUGCCAAUGAUCCAGAUUACGCUGGUUCUGCUUACUUUGAUGUGCUAAAUCUAAGAAGCACCGGUGAAUAUAAAGUCGGGGAGUGGAAUACGACUGGGUUACAUAUGUUUGAAAACGAAAAACCAAUCUGGCCUUCAAACAGCUCAGACAUACCAUUGGACAUUCCAAAUAUCUUGAAGGGAAAGACUCUAAGGAUCGCUACCAUUUUGGCUCCACCGUUUGUGAUGUUGAAAAAUGGUGCCGAAUCGUCCUCGAACGAAACCAAGGACUUUGAAGGUCUGAGUAUUGAUAUUUUGGAGGAGAUAAGCAAAAGACUGGAGUUCAACUAUGAGAUAUAUCAAGCUCCUGAUGGAAAAUUUGGAGUGAAAAACAGACUCACUAGAGAGUGGAAUGGUAUCGUCAAGGAAAUCAGGGACAAGAAAGCCGAUAUGAGUAUUGCCCCAAUGACCAUCAGCUCUGAUCGUCAAACAGUGUUAGAUUUCACUCAACCUUACAUGACUUUUGGACUGGCCUUCAUGAUACGUGUCCAGGAGGUUAACGGGAACUACUUCAGAUUCCUGUUACCGUUCAGUAAAUAUUUGUGGGUGGCCAUAUGUGUGUUGGUGAUGGUGAUGGGGUUUUCCGUGUGGUUCUGUAACCUCUUCAGUCCACUUGGGUAUUACGGAAGAUGUACACAAGCUCAGUCUACAAAACAGCUAAAACCAGAAGUCCUUAAACAAGUUGACACUCUCAGCUUAAACAACUCUAUAUGGUCGUCGUGGAAGGCAUACGUCCGUCGUAGCGCUGAACAUCCAAGGUCAUGGUCUGGAAAGUUAACAGUGUCUGUCUUCUGGUUCGCUGUGAUGAUCAUCAAUGCUACCUACACAGCCAAUCUGGCCGCUUAUCUCACUGUAUCCCGGAUGCAAACUCCCAUUGAAACCAUUCUAGAUCUGUCGCGUCAAACCCGCAUUGAGUACGGAACACUUAAGGACUCACAGCUACAAACAUUUUUCCAAAAAACGGAUGUUCCCAGUUAUCUGGUGAUGGGACAGUUUAUGGAGCAGCGCAAAUUAUGGAUGCCUAGUUAUGAAGCUGCCAUCAACAGAACUUUGGAGGGUGACUUUGCAUUUAUCUCAGACAGACCAAUUUUAAAUUAUGUGGCACGACAAGACAAACAUUGUGGAAAAUUUAAGGUUACUGGCGGGUUUGGUAAUACAUAUGGUUAUGGUUUUGCUUUUGAGUUGACCUCGCCAUACACACCACUCUUUAAUAUGGAACUAUUUCGACUUCAAAAUGAAUUCGUCAUAAGCAGUCUGACUCAUAAGUGGACAAAGGAGAGGGUGAAUUGCGAACUGGUGGAUAACUUUGAAGAGCAGCAACAACUUGGAAGCACUGUCCAGAAGAUGUCCGUCCAAAACAUGCUGGGUGUGUUUAUCCUGUUGGCCAUCAGUGUUUUGGUUGGCUUCCUUAUCAUGAUCAUGGAGUGGAUUUACGCCUCGGCCAAAGAUGCCAGAAAGCGCAUUCAGGGACGCAAGACAUGCUGCCAAGCAUGCGGGACGAGACUGCUUCAAGCACUAAGGGACAUGUGCUGCUCUAAACAGAAAACCACUCUUGAUAAUAAAAAGACAGAUGACUGAAGAUGGACGUCAGGUUGAGUUUUAGCGGGAUCAGCAUUUUGCAUUCUAGCCAAUUAUAUCCCUUUCUCUAGAUCGCCUUACGAAGACGCCGUUUUCAGCUUUAAACGUAGAAUUGUUAGUGUCAAAUUUUUUCCAAUGGUCACCUCCUAACACGUUUGAAAAAUGUUGCACCAGGCUCAGGUACUUCCCGUUUCAAAUUGGUAGUUGAAAAUUGAUUCAACAUAGGAAUAACGUGACUUGUCAAGGCGCAGAGAUGCACGCUUUGUUGUUCUGCUCCUAAGAAUAAAACUUCUUUUCUUUGUCUUGUAGUAUAUAAUUAAUGAUGGGGUAAUAGGUUCAAUAUAAUGUUUGGUAAGAGGAUUUCCGUUGCUCCUUCUAAAACUAUGAUUGAGAGACUGUAAAUUAGGAUUUGAUUCAUGCUUAGUCUAAACGCUUCAUUAAAAUUGACCAAACGCGAGUUCAAGAUGGCUGCAUUGGCCGAUCUAGAGCGGGCAAGAUUAAUUCGGGUAGUCCAAUCAAAACACAGGAUUCACAUCAUCUUGAUCACAGGCGCUGCCAGCAAUAUGAUAAGAGAAUUACUCUUAUUUUCCGUUUUCGUGUUUUUAUGGAACUCAACCGCUUCUCGGUCCAAAAAAGAAAACGCAAAAACAAAUUCGACCAAUAUUCAGCCAUCUUGACCUCACAAUCGGUCAAUAACGCUUAUGAAUGAUAUCUUACCAAUCAUAACCAUUACAAUUUCCUUAAAUGUGAUUGGUGCAUUAGCUGCUUCAUUUUUCACUGAUCAGUCUGUACAGUUGUAACUGCGCAGUGUAACCUGACAGUUGGCUGUAAUCGGACAGUUUAAGAAGCCAAUCAUACUAAGUCCACUCAGCUAAAUCCACCAAUCACAAAAUUGAUCCCAACAACCAUAGCAACAACCACUUAUCUUAAAAAAAGAAACUUGGGGAAUUUACAAAAUGGAGGAAUUUUUACUUAAGACAUUGUCUCUACCGGAGAUGUUUGUCCUAAAUGUAUUUGUUUUUUUCGGAAAUUGUAACGGUUGUGAUUUAUUAGUAUCAGAAUUUCGUGUCGUCCAAUUCUGUAUGUAAUCAUACUCGUGAUUGACAGGGCGGACUCUCGCUUCGCUUAAGUCCGAUUUAUUUAAUCACUCGUAUGAUUACAGACAGGAUUGGACUCCAUUCGGUCUUACUACCACUACUUAUAGACGUAUUGUUAUAAAAACAAAUGUUGAAUGUUUCAAGAUCAGUUGGCCAGCAUGCUCACGCAUGCCUACCUGUAGUUUCUACAUGAGCUGUGGUUUAGAGUUUAUCUAGUAGUCAGAGAGAGAUUGAUCGAACAGUGUUAGUCAGUCGAUCUGAGCUACCCAGAAUGAAGUGAAUUUGAUGUAAGUAGGAUUGUGGUAAAGAACCGAUAGAUUAAAGAAAAUGGAAAACAG
Molecule: messenger RNA, 4220 nt
Organism: Pocillopora verrucosa
Lineage: Eukaryota; Metazoa; Cnidaria; Anthozoa; Scleractinia; Pocilloporidae
Product: glutamate receptor ionotropic, kainate 2
Biological process (GO): modulation of chemical synaptic transmission; synaptic transmission, glutamatergic; monoatomic ion transport
Cellular component (GO): plasma membrane; postsynaptic density membrane
Molecular function (GO): glutamate receptor activity; transmitter-gated monoatomic ion channel activity involved in regulation of postsynaptic membrane potential
Source: RefSeq, a predicted model, not a curated record